AUGGAAAAAUCCAAAAAUUUCCGCAUCGACGCUCUGCUGGCUGUCGAUCCCCCGAAGGCGGCGGCGGCGGGGCAGAGCGCGCCGCUUGCUCUGGUCACCUCACUGAGCGGCAGCAGUAGCAGCGGGAGCGGCAGCCCGCCGUCCUCCUCCUCUUCCUCGUCCUCUUCAUCUUCCUCUGAGCAUCCCGCUGGUGGCCCCGCCGACUGCCUGCGCACUGACAGCCCCUCUCCACCGCGCCUCCUGGCUGCUCACUGCACCCUAGUCCCCAAACCCGGCUUUCUGCCCGGUACUGGCGCCGGCUCUCAUCCGCAUCACCACGCUUCAGCAGCCGGCAUGGCCUUGGGACUGCACCCCGCUGCUCCCGGCGGGCCGGGCAUGCCUGCGCAGGCAGCCCUCUACGGGCAUCCCGUGUACGGGUACUCGGCGCUGGGCGGGCAGCACCCGGCCCUCUCCUACUCCUACUCACAAGUCCAAGGAGCGCACCCAUCGCACCCCGCCGCCGAUCCCAUCAAGCUCAGCGCCGGCACCUUCCAGCUGGACCAGUGGCUGCGGGCCUCCACCGCCGGCAUGAUCCUGCCCAAAAUGCCCGACUUCAACUCCCAGGCACAGUCCAACCUUCUGGGGAAGUGCCGCCGGCCGCGCACGGCCUUCACCAGCCAGCAGCUGCUGGAGCUGGAGCACCAGUUCAAGAUCAACAAGUACCUCUCCCGGCCAAAGCGCUUCGAGGUGGCUACGUCGCUAAUGCUCACCGAGACUCAGGUGAAGAUUUGGUUCCAGAACCGGCGCAUGAAGUGGAAGCGCAGCAAGAAGGCGAAGGAGCAGGCGGCACAGGAGGCCGAGAAGCAGAAGGGGGGCUGCGGGGAGGACAAGGGGGAUGAGGACCUUCUGCUGCCCGUUCCGGAGAAGAGCGGUGGGAGGAGAAUGCGGGAGCUGGCCGACAGCGAGCCCGAGGACGAGGAAGAUGAGGAGGAAGAAGAGGAGGCAACAGUGUCAGCAGCCGGGAGAUGCUGUCCCUACCAUUCCUCCGACUGCUCCGAGGCGGACGAGGAGGACACGAAGCCCCGGGGCCGGCACGGAGCCCCGGCGCAGCCCCAGUGA
This is a messenger RNA of Dryobates pubescens (Downy woodpecker), 1098 nucleotides long. It is a transcript of the gene MNX1, whose product is annotated as motor neuron and pancreas homeobox 1. NCBI's taxonomy places the organism in Eukaryota, Metazoa, Chordata, Aves, Piciformes, Picidae. The coding region runs from base 1 to 1098 and encodes 365 amino acids. Gene Ontology annotation, molecular function: sequence-specific double-stranded DNA binding; DNA-binding transcription factor activity, RNA polymerase II-specific. Gene Ontology annotation, biological process: regulation of DNA-templated transcription; spinal cord motor neuron cell fate specification; central nervous system development. Gene Ontology annotation, cellular component: nucleus. The transcript has 3 exons. The record is from RefSeq and is a predicted model, not a curated record.